Messenger RNA from Acyrthosiphon pisum (pea aphid), 4476 nucleotides. RefSeq names its product javelin-like (gene jvl). Bases 860 to 3586 code for a protein of 908 amino acids. The record is from RefSeq and is a predicted model, not a curated record. NCBI's taxonomy places the organism in Eukaryota, Metazoa, Arthropoda, Insecta, Hemiptera, Aphididae. The transcript is spliced from 6 exons.
CCAGCAGACUUGCAGUGUCCGUGAACGUUGCGUGCGUGUGCGCGGUCCGUCUGUGGUUGGUGUGCAUUAAUCACAAAACGAUAUUGUUAUCAGAACGAUAUGGUAGUGCAAAGUUCGACCGUCUCGUCGCGGGUAUCAUCGUUGUCGUGAAAAAAAAAAAAAAAUCGAAAGAUAAAACCGACGCAAACCUCAGCGCGUGUGGUCCGGCGAUCUGCGUCCGUCGUUCGUAGUAAUAAUAAUAUGUUCCUUCGGUCAUAAUAAUAUUAUUAUUAUUAUAUUACACCGUCCGAAAACCGAUCGCGGCCGUCUGGUGUCGAGUGCAGCUCUCGUGUUUAGAGUGUAGAGUUGUGUGCGUACCUCUGUUGGGUGUAAAAUAAUAAAUUAAUAAUAUAAAUUCGCGAGUGCAGUGCCCGUGAUACAGUGUCGAAAUCCGCCGUCGUCGGUAGUUGCUCAAUAAUUUCGUAUAGCUAAUAUCGUUAUGUUUUAUCGUCGUUGUUGUUCUUAUUAUUGUUAUUCGUGUUAUAAUUGUGACGAGGUGAAACGAUACGUGUUAGGCGUCCGAAAAUCAUAAUCGUAUCACAGUCUGGGUGUAACGUAGGUCUAGGUACCCGUUUACCAUAUUAUUAUAAUAUUUUAUUCGUGUGUCCGAAUUCCGAUAUUUUUCCCGGUAAUAAAUAAUAUGACCACUAGCUGCCCACUGGAUUUUGGAGUUGUGCCCCUGAAGUGGAAAUCGCAGCGGUGGCAAUCGUAAACAAAGUGUAUCCGUCAGUUUCCGCAAAUGACACUGCAAACGCACUGGACAGCACCAACUACUCGACUGGUGCGAAUAAGACUUUGAGGGGCCCUGAGCCCCUGUGGGAUGGACUGCCGUGGCGACGAGCUCAUCCAACACAAUAACAGAACAGCGGCACAAGCUGUGCCUUUUCAAUACCUCAUCAACGAACAGGCAAAGUCUAUCCUCGCUCUACAGGAAUUACAGAAUGAGGUCGGCGCGCUGUUGGAGUUUAGGGACAUGGUCAUGGACACGUUCCCGCACCUGCGUCACAAGCAGGCGUCCAGCCCGGAGCCGAGCUCGGGGUCGCAGGGCGUCGGUUCCGGUGAGAGCCGCUGGGAGCCCGGUGUGCGGGUCCGCCGGAAGUUGCAGGGCUCGUCGUCGGGAUGGAUCGCGGGCGGAGGCGGUGGCAGCGGCGUCGUCGGACUGGCGGCCGCGGCCGGGGCGGCGCCGCGCAGCCGGAGCAACAGCCACGGGAAGGGUCCGAAGAGCGGCGAACCGGCGGCCGCUUCGUCGGUGGGCACCGUGCAGGACAGCGGUUUCUGCACGGAGAGCAAGGACAGCAGCUCGACCAGCUCGCGGACGACGAUGACCACCAAGAACUGCGGUGGCAAGGACGACGAGGACGACGAGCUGUGGAGCCUGCUGGAGAUGAUCCAGGACAAGGGCACCAAGCUCAAGCUGGAAGUGGAGUCGCUGCAGAACCGGCUGCUGGUGGACGACGAGCGGUUGCGGCGGCGCCGGCGCCGGCUGCGGUUGCGGCCGUGCCGGAGCGUCGACGAUCUGCUGCAGCCAUCGUGGCCGCACGACGCCGACGACCUGCGCGCCCGUGGCUGCACCGCCGAUUACGACGUGUUCCGGGCGCACGUGGAAAACGUGAAACGCGAACGGGACGCGCUGCUCGACCGUGUCACCGAAAUGGAAGCGGAGAGCCUGUCGAACGCGGCGCAGAUCCACCGGCUGCUCGCCGAGCUCAAGACUGUCGUGUGCGAGAACAGAGAACUCGAGGAACGGCUGUGCGGCGGCAAGUCGCCGUCGGCCGCCGCCGCCAUAGCAGCCGCGACCAUCGCGUCGAGGAAAUCGUCAUCUAGUCAUAACGGCGGCUUCGCGCCGGUCCAGCCCGAAUCGUCGACGGGGCCCAGUUCGUCGUCGGCCGGCCGCGAUGCGUUCUACACGCCCAGCCAACAUUCGGCGUGCAACCUAUCGUCCAUCGAACUGCAGUGCGGCAAACUGUUGCACGAUGGUUCGUCGUCGUCCGCGUCCUGCGCGUCGCUGUCUUCGUCAUCAGCCAUCAUGGACGACGGCGGUGGCGACCGAGACCGGGACCGCCACCGAUCCAGGAGGGUCCUGCUGGUCCGGCCGUCCGACCCCAUUUCCCGGAACCUGGAGGGCCGCGCAUCAUCGCCGGCGCUGGACAUCGGGUCGCCGACGUUCGCCAAGCGGCUAGGAGCCCUGGACGGCGUGGUCAGCAGUCCCGGCGAUCGGAUCGGCAAACCCCACGCGCCCGGGUUCGGUACCCCAUUGCCCAAAAGAACCCUGGCCGCCAUACUGAAAACGUUCAAUCCCAUCGAACUCCAGCGACACCUCAUCACCGUAUCUUACGAAAACAAGAAUCUCGUUCGUCAGAUGGAGAUGUUGAACAUUUCCAAGAGCGACGUUGCCAACGAACUGAACAAGAGCAAAGAGGACAACGAAGAACUGAAAUUCCAACUGGAGGAGAAGCGCAUCGAGCUGGAGGGCACCAUGGCCCGAGUGAGGUUGCUGCAGUUGCACCAGGAGCAGCAGCAACACGGCCCCGUGGUCGCGGGAUCGCAGUCGGCUGGCGUCGCGGCCGCGGCCACCAACCAGUGGCUGGACCUGGUGCCGUCGAACCCGAUCCUACCUCAGAUCGCGCUUCCGGGAACGCCGUCGGCGGCGGUGUCCGCGAGCGGCAACAACCUGCACCUGCACCAACACCUCAACCACAGCCAGGACGAGAACGGCGGCAGCAGCAGUACCGAGUCGGCGCACCAGACCCGCAGCGGUGGCAGACACGGCGUGCAACAUCAGCCCAGCAAGAUACCGGUGGUCAAGCCGACGUCGUGCCCGGUGCAGUCGAGGCCGUCACCGUCGUACCGCGGCGGCGAUGCGCAGCAGUACCAGUCGUGGACCAAAUGCAAGUCGGACCAAUCGUUGCCCCGCAACUGGGAGUCCAUAAACAACAACAACAGCCACAACAAGAGCAACGGCGGGUCGUCCAUCGGCAGCGGCGUCGGCGGCGCGGCCGUCAAACAGCAGCGUGGCGGCAACAGACUCGACUCGUCGCAGUACCAGCAGCAGCAGCAGCAGCACAGGUCCCGAAGGGAUUCGGGCGGCGGAGCGUCCCUGACGCGUGCCCGGUCGCAAAACAACCACUCGCACCGGGGCGGCGGCGCCGCGGCCAAAGAGUUCGUCGGCAGGACCGCGUCGUCGGCCGCGGCCGCGGGUCAUCAGCUGCAACAGCCGACGGCCGACGAUACCAACAAGCCCGCCGCCAAGAAACUGUUCCGGCGCCGCAACCUCGUUAGGCAGAGUCGCUGCUUGAUGGAAGCUUGCAAGAAACCGGUCCUGCCGGCCGUCGACGAAGUACAAGAGCCGCAGGACGACUCCGUGGCCGCGGCGGUCAACCGGCUCCGCGACCUGGACGACGGGGGGACCGGCGACGACGACGACGAGUUUUUCUUCGACAGCAUCGAGAGCAGCCUGGCCACGAGCGCGUGCAGCUCCCGACCGCCGCCGCCCGAAUGCGAUUCCAUCGAUCUGUCGCAACCCGACUCGUCGUUGACGGCCACUUGACUGACGACGACGACGGUUUUCCGUCACAAUGUUAUUACUUAUUAUCGUAAACAUUUUUAUAGUUAAAGUUAAUGAUAUAUGUAUAGAGAUACUUUGCCUACGACCAUAUGGGGGGGGGGGGGGAUUUUGUAUUUUGCCAUUUAAAUUUUUUGUCACUCGCUCGUCUUUACUGCAUAACAUCGUCGUUAUCAUCCUUUAUAAUAUAUUAUAUAUUAUAACGUAACACACAUAUCAUCAUUAUCAUCAACAACAACAACAUCUAAUCCUUUUCGCGUCCUCGACACAUCCCCCAAGACGAUAUUUUGGGCUUGACGAUGAUUAUUGCCAUAUAGCACACGCGCAUAAUAUAAUAUUAUAGGUAAUAAACACGUACACGAUAUUAUUAUCAUAACGAGUAUAACACUAUAUAUAUAUGUAUGUAUGUGUAUUAUUAUUUUUUAAGUGUUUCGAUGUUUCAAAUCAAUUUUUUGACGAUUCGUUUGCCAUCCUCAUACACUAUAAUAUAUUAUAAUUUGUCUAUAUAUAAUUAUACGAUUAUCAAUGUGAAUUUUUAAUUGUUUUUUUCCGAAGUUUUAAUAGUCCGGGUGACAUCGAUGCAAUGAAUUGUUUUCUUCUCUCUUGUGCAAACCAACACUGUCUUAUUGUGUGGGUACGUUUUCCCUGCACCAUCUGGGUCGGCGACACUGUUGUUUGACUCUUCGGGAAAUCAUUUACCUCAUGCUAUUUAAGAAUUCAUGCAGCAUGAAUGAGUAUUUUGUACAAAUAUCAGACUCAUCACCUUGUAUUUUAACUCCUCUGUCGUAUCGAUUUUCUCGAAAAGCCUGUAAAAAGAAAAACACCUUUGGUUUACUAGCUAACGUUAAAAACGUUUUUCACCAAAAUAUCUUGCC